AUGGAGUAUUUUGGAGAAUUGAAAAGUAUUGAGAAAAAAUUUGAAGAAGAGGGACGUCGAGAUGAAAUUAUUGAAAAAAUGAAUAAUUUAGUGAAUGGAGAAAAUAUUGAAGAUUUUGAUGAACGUUUAAAAAAUAAAUAUGAAUUUUUGGUGAAAAAUUGGAAAAAAUUGUUUUUUUCCACCAAAAUACAAAAUGCUGAAAAAAAUAAAAAUAUUUCUAGCAAAGAAAUACAAACGAAAGAAAUUGUUGAAGAACCGGAAAAUAUUUUUUAUAAACAAAUAUUACCUGAAAGUGACGGAAUUAAAAAUUAUUUUAAAGAUUCUGGUCCCCUUUUUGUUAAAUAUUGUUUAACUAAAAGAAUUGAAAAUUCAUUCAAUAAAGAUGGAACUGUGAAAUUUUCUGAUUUUUUGAGUAAUGGUGUUGGACAGGAAUAUGGAUGGGAAUUGAAUGAAAUUUUGGGGCAAAGACGUAUUGAUAUUGGACAAUACGAGAAUAUACAAAAACAAAUUAAAGAAGAAUUAGAAAAUGUGUGUAUAAACGUGGAGGAAGUAAAUCUGAAAAAUGAUUGUGAAUUAUUUUUGGAACACGAAUUACAAUCUUGGCAUUCUUUUUGUUCUAUCGAUACAAAACAUUUACGUUUUGAACGUUUUGAGGAAAUGAAUGUUGUUACUAAUGGUUAUCAACACAAAAAAGAUGAGGAAAACAAAGAUUCUUUUGAGAAAGCAACUUUUGAAGUAUCUGGAGAAGUUAGUAAAUUCGAGGGAGAAAUUGUAGGUGCUAUAAAGGAAACAACUUUUGUUGAAUUCAAAGGAGAAAUUGAAGAAUUGGGACGUUGA
Messenger RNA from Meloidogyne enterolobii, 837 nucleotides. Lineage: Eukaryota; Metazoa; Nematoda; Chromadorea; Rhabditida; Meloidogynidae. The record is from the annotation of a GenBank genome assembly.